GUUUACAUUGCGGACCCAGCGUGCAGCGGCAGCCAGAGUUUGUUUGUCUCGGCGGGGCCGGGGUGGGCGUAGGGCCCCGAGCGGAGGAUCCCCGGGCUCGGGCGCUGCUCUGCCCGCGCUGCGGCUCGCCCGGCCCGAGGAGGCGGGACGGCCGGGCUGGGAGCCGCUGUGCGCAGAGGCGCGAUGGGGGCGGGCAGGGCGAGAACCCCCUCGGCUCCGCGCUCUCCGGCAGCAGGUGAACCAAGGAAAUUUGACCCAAAGUUCAGAGGACCUAUUCAUAACAGGCACUGUACAGACAUUAUUUGCUGUGUGAUCUUCAUAGUCAUCAUUCUGGGUUACAUUGCAUUAGGAAUUGUGGCUUGGGUGCAUGGUGACCCCAGAAAGGUGAUUUAUCCAACCGACAGCUACGGGCAGUUCUGUGGUCAGAAAGAUACCCCCAAUGAGAACAAGACGAUUUUGUUUUACUUUAACAUUCUGAAAUGUGCCAGCCCCGUAGUGUUAAUAAACCUACAGUGCCCUACAACACAGCUUUGUGUCUCAAAGUGCCCAGACAGGUUUGCAACUUACAUUGAUGUCCAGGCUUCCUACAGAUAUAGACCAGAUCAGUGGAACUACUUCAGGCAGUUCUGCAAACCUGGUUUUAACAAUCCUCGCAAGUCUGUUGCUCAAGUCCUACGUGAUGAAGAUUGUCCUUCGAUGAUCAUUCCAAGCAGGCCUUUUCUUAAGAGAUGCUUCCCAGACUUCUCCACCAAGAAUGGUGUGCUAACCGUGGCAAACCAGACUACGUUCAAGGAUGGAAGAGGGAAAACAAGAAAUGUCACUGAUCUCAGGGAAGCUGCAAACGGCAUCAAUAAUGUCCUGGAUGCAAGAUCAGUUGGAAUGAAAAUUUUUGAAGACUAUGCCAUUUCUUGGUAUUGGAUUUUAAUUGGGCUGUUCAUUGCAAUGAUUGUGAGUCUGCUCUUCCUUGUGUUAUUGAGGUUCAUGGCUGGGGUUCUCUUCUGGAUUUUCAUCUUUGGUGUGAUUGGAAUUAUAGGUUAUGGCAUCUGGCAUUGUUACUGGGAGUAUGAUCAUCUCAAAGGAAUACCUGGAUCUGACCUCACUGUUUACGAUAUUGGAUUCCAGACAGACUUCAGAGUGUACCUGCAGCUGAGGCAAACAUGGUUAGCGUUUAUGAUAAUACUUUGUGUUGUUGAGGUCAUAAUCAUACUGAUGCUGAUCUUCCUAAGGAAUCGUAUCCGGAUUGCUAUUGCACUUUUGAAGGAAGGUAGUAGGGCUAUUGGCUAUAUAAUGUCUACGUUGUUCUACCCAAUUGUCACCUUCGUUCUCAUUGCAAUUUGUAUUUCCUACUGGGCUGUGACAGCUGUUUUUCUGGCUACAUCGGGAGAACCUGUAUAUAAAGUAAUGGCUAAUCAAACACUGUGCAAGUAUGCAAAUCUGACGUGUGACCCAGAGACUUUUAAUAGAACCAAUGUGACUAAAGUGUGUCCGGGUGCUCAAUGUACUUUUGCGUUUUAUGGAGGAGAAAGCCUGUACCAUAAGUACAUCUUCAUCUUCCAGUUGGCCAACGCCUUUGUCUUUCUCUGGCUGGUGAACUUUGCAAUUGCACUGGGUCAGUGUACCCUUGCUGGUGCCUUUGCCUCGUAUUACUGGGCCUAUCGAAAACCAGCUGAUAUUCCACUGUGGCCACUCUUCUCUUCAUUUGGACGAGCAAUACGGUACCAUACAGGUUCGCUGGCAUUUGGAGCCUUAAUUCUUGCAAUUGUCCAGCUUAUUAGAGUAAUACUGGAGUACUUGGAUCACAAACUGAAAGGUACACAGAACUCCUUCACUAGAUUCCUACUCUGCUGCCUCAAAUGCUGUUUCUGGUGUUUGGAAAAAUUCUUAAAAUUUAUAAACAGAAAUGCCUACAUCAUGAUUGCCAUAUACGGUAAAAACUUCUGCACCUCGGCAAAGGAAGCGUUCUUUCUGCUCAUGCGGAACGUGGUGAGAGUUGCAGUUCUGGACAAAGUUACAGACUUUCUUUUGUUCCUGGGGAAGAUUCUCGUGGCCGGUGGUGUAGGCGUCCUCGCGUUCUUCUUCUUCACCCGCAGAAUUCCGCUCUUUGCGCAGGAGGCCCCCGCGCUCAACUACUACUGGGUACCAUUGCUGACGGUCAUUAUUGGCUCCUACCUAGUUGCACACGGGUUCUUCAGCGUCUAUGCAAUGUGUGUUGACACACUUUUCCUCUGCUUUUGUGAAGACCUGGAAAGAAAUGAUGGAUCUACAGCAAAACCCUACUUCAUGUCAGCCAGCCUUCACCGAAUUCUGGGGAAGAAGGAGCUAAGCCCUAAGAAGGCAGUGGGAUAACACACAUGAGACCUCAACAUCCAAACAGUGUCACUUUUAAGCAAAACGUGUAUAAAGUAGGCAAAAGUAAAAACCAUAAAUGAUGCUUCUGGUUAAUGGGUGAUUCUUUUUUCCUUUUGCUUAUAUCUAAAGAAAAAUGAGCAACAUUGGUAACGUUUAACUAGUUUGAAUGCAUAAACUAACAGCUGUGAAAACAAGGCCACGUUUUAAUUUAGAGUGCCUAUGAAAAGGAAAAUGUAAAUUUGAAGCUUUUUUAAGUCUAUAAUGAUGUUUUAAUAACUUUUGUAAUACAAGUUGCUGCCUUAGAUGACAGCAGUUUUGAUAAUGUUUCUUUUUAUAAGUGUAUAUUUGUAAAAGAAAUUCAGGCAAUUUUUUGAAAGCACUAACAUAUAACCUAAUUAGCCAUAAAAAGAUAGUUUGAGAUGCUCUAGUUAAGCAGAAGAUGGUACUAAAUUUGUAAAUAUGGUGCUAUGAUUGUAUUUUUUUGUACAAGCUGGUUCACAGCUAUUUAAACUGUGAUUAUACAUGCAUUAAUGAUUCCCUACACUGAAAAAUGUAGUGAUAUUUUAAUCACAGCCACAACUGCGUCUUUUAAGAAGUGAUGGUACCCGCAGGUCCCAAAGAAGUUGGUCACAGAGGAUUAUAGUCGAUGCUGCUUCAAGUGACGUUUCUUGUGAGUUGUGCUUAAAAGGUGACAUAACCGAAGGUCCCACUGCACGUGGUUUGUGGUUCACGCAAAUGAGAUUUCAUCGGGUACAAGAUGGUGAAUGUAUCAUUUUCAGCUGAUGCCCAAGAGAGAUGCACUUGUGUCAAUAGCCCCAUCUCUUAACGAGUCUCUGAUUGUGUUCUGCAUUAUGAGGGAGUUGAGCUUCACUGAAAGGAAAACCAAAUGUGGUCUUUUUUUUCCUGGAAGAGAGUCUUGGCACAAGGAAUUCCAUUGCUCUGCCUCGCUCAGAAGGGCUCCUUAACGAGACGUUGACCAGCCGGGGUGUUGAGGGCUGGGGUGUCCUCUCCGUGGGUCUGCAGGCUCCGGUGCUCACACAGUGAGGUGUUGAGACAUUGAACUCGAGUCUCCUUGUGAUACAGGAUGAAUUACUUAGCUACUGAAAGAUGCUCCAAAAGAUUUAGUUUGCUUUUUAUUUAUUAAGUUUCCCCAGUCAUUAGUACAAAAUCUAUUAGUAGCAAGCACAUUAACAUUGUGUUCAGUUCUGUGACCCUCCUGUUGGUGGAACUGUCACCGAGGUCAGGAGCAGCUCUGCCCAGGGAACAGGUCUCAUCCUGGAUCCCUUCUCAAGUCUGUUACUGCCAUGAGCUGAGCUGAAAAGGUUUUAAUGUAUUCGUUUUGUGGAAUCAGAACCACAGAUGGGUUGGGGUUGGAUGGGCCCUCUGGAGAUCAUCCAGUGCAACCCGCGCUAGGCAGGGUCACCGGGGCGCCCGAGGACCCAGCCAUGGUGAGGCCUCCCCCUUCCCCCGUGUACUGGAUGAGCUGUUGUGCUGCUGUCUGCUCCCCAGGUUCGUGCCGUACCCCUGCCAGAUAUGGUGCAGGAGCUCAGCGCCUAAAAUGCUUUUCUAGCCCCAGGAGUCCAUUGGUGUCACAAACAGAAAGGCAAAUUCUUUUCCAGAAGAUCCGAAUGCAAGUUUCUGGGCAAAACUUACUGAUGUUCCCCAUCCCAAAGUAACUUUGCGCUGUAACUUGUGGUUCUGGUUGGUGGCUGUGACCGCUGCCCAGGCAGUGCUGUCCCCGUGUGGGUCCGGGUGGUGCUGGUGCAGCGUUGUCACCGCAGCUGUGCCAGGAUCCCGAGCACAGGGCAGGGGAUCCCGUGUUGUCUGUGGGAUCCAGCAGGCACUGCAGCCCUUUCCCCACAGCAGGAAUGAGUGGUUCAGUGUAGGACCCAAGUACUGUAAAGCAAAGGUGUGUGGUUUCAAACAUAACCACAGAUCGUGGGCACCUUCCGUGUUUGGUAACUCCUCUGGAGAUGCCCUGGAGUAAACCUGACCUUCAAAUAGGGCUGAGAAACCUGCCUUGGGAAAAAUCAGGCUCUUGACUGAUGGUUUUCAUCACCAUCAUUAUUCUUACAUGCAUGACACUGAAUAUGCAACCCCCCCAUUAUUCUAAUAUCUUCUGAGAAUUAAGUCAGUAGCAUUUUGGAGUACAAGUCACCAUUCUGUGAUUUAAAAAGCUGCUGCUCUGAUUACUGUCCAUGUGCUAAAACACUUUUUUUUUUUAAUGCUGUGUGAUUAGUUUGCAGCUAAAGAAACUGCAUUUAAGUAAUCGAUAUUUCUACUGGACUUGAGUGGCUUACUGGGAGCUCAACUGAAAAAGCAUAUUUCUGAAUACAGCGUGCUUUUUUAUCAUGUGAAUGUAACCAUAGAGUUUACUAGGAAUGAAACAGAAUAGAAAUAGUAUACAGUUAUUUGAUUAGAAGACUUUUGUAACAAACCUAUGCAUUUACUAAAGGAAUUUCUAAAAGUUAAAGUUUUAAAUUGCAUUAUUAUUUAUAUACAGUAAAAUAUAUAUAUAUGUAUAAAUUUGCUCCACUCACUAUUUUGUGAAAUUAUUUAGAAUGUAAGUGAUCAUAAUUUCUGAGAAGAAAAUUUAAAAGCCAUUUUCUUAGUGAUAUAAUUAUGAGAACUGUGAAAAUACUGAGCAAUACCAUGUAGAUUUUGUAAUCAAUAAAUUGAAUAAAUAAAUAACAAUGAUUUAAUAUCAAGAUUGGCUUUUAAAAAAUAAAUUGCUAUUGAUGAAUUAAAUAGAAAUUAAUGCAAGUAUUUACUUGGGAAAGUAUGACUUAAAAUAUUUGAAGACUAACUUAUUAUAGUGGUUCCCAACUAACCCUGUGGCCGGAGUCUGCAGGCUUACAGCACGGAGGAAGUGCUAGUAGUCACGUUUAUGGAUUUGGACAUUUGCUUUGUUGCAUGAUUUAGUAUAAAAUUUAAAGUUCCGUUCUUCAGAGAGUGGAACAUGCAGCUAUUUAUAACACGGUAAAACACGUCAUACAGGGUUUGCUGCUGAGCCCAUGGGAGUCAGUGCUGUGGGCUCCCCUGGUGCCGUGGGGUCUCCAGUGCUGGGCAAUCCCCAGUGUUACGGGACCCCCUGGUGCUUUCAGGAGCCCAGCGUUGUGGGAUCUUCAGUGCUGGGGGAUCCCUGGUGCUGUGGGACCCCCCACUCGCGGGGCUCAGCCGGUCCCUGGGCGCUGCGGGAGCGGCUCUGGUGGGGCAGCGGGACAUGGGCAGAGCAAACUGAGCAAACUCUUGUGAGGAUCUCGAACAAGCAGAGUGUAGAAACUGAGACAGAGGAAAUGCAAUCGUACCCACACAAUCAAUUUUGGUUUAGUCCAAGUUGGAUCCAUUGUGUCUCCCUAUGGCAUGUUAAUGGGUGGCUUUCAUUUACAUGUUUUAUACCAAAGUUUUAAUGUCAAGCCUUCAAAUGUUAAGAAAAAAAAGUGACCCCAGAAAACAAGAAAGAUGGGAUCAUUUCUUACGCUGAGGGGUUUUUUUUCCAAGUAGUAUUCAGUAGCUGAUUCUUGGCUGUUACAAGGAUGCUGAAUAGUCUUUUAAACAUUAGUAUUUAAAAGUAUGAACUAUUUUACUGUUGCACGUUCUGCUGUAGAACAGGAAAAAGAUGUUGGCAGACGCAAUGUCAAGCUGGUUCUGGGCUGGUCAGUGAGUAUUGUUCUACAAAUGGGUACUCAGAGGAGUGACCGUGAAGAACAGACUGACUGUGUUUGGUGACGCAGAAUGUCCCGUGGACCAGUCGCUCGGCCUGGACGCUGCGUCCUCGCUGACAAAGUGCCUUACUGGCUGUUGUUUUACCUGACUUGUAUUUUGAAGUUUAUUCACACCAUGUAGACUACAAAACAGAAAAGGCUAGAUAGGAAAAACAAUAUCGUCAUUAUUUUGAAUUGAUAUAAAACGAUGUCAGAUGUGUUUGAACUGCGUGAUGCAGCACAUGAAUUUCCCAGUGGCUGGUGUCAGGUCAUGGAAGUUACUGCGUGAUAUGCGAGAAAACACACGACAGUUGUGGUGUUGCAAGUAAUUAAAUAAAACAAUGCAAGACUGUUCCAUAUUUAGUAGUAGAUUUUUUACAGCUUUAAUUUGUGGUGUAGUGAGGUUCUGGGUAGGGCCUGUUCUGCUCUCUGUUACAGUGGUCACACGUGUCGUACCCGUGUAACUGUGGGGAGAACGGGGCUCCUGCUGCUUAAAACAGAGGGGAAAAAAGCAAAUACAUAGUGUGUUACUGUAACACAGCUGUUGGCAUGUUCAUAAACAUAACUUUCACUCUCCAUUUCAAGACUGGUAAUUUGCUAUUCUGGGAGUGUUUUAUAAAUUAUUCUAAAUUUUUUAACUUUUGAUACAGGUGAUGAUUUUUGAGAUAAUAUGUAAUUUGUACUGCACUGUAAUCAAAUUAGAAAUAUAACUGUUUCUUCAUGUUUAAGUAACACGAGUGCUACUAAUGUUAAAAUUAUCUGUUACUCUAUGCUACAAAAUACCACAUGUAUUUGUCCCAAAUAAUGAGUUGUAAAAUCACGAAAGAGGCUCUCCAAGGUUUGAGAAACCAGAGGGAGGUUACUAUUCAUUCAUGUGAUCGUUAAGGGUAUAUUAUUAUCUUGCCAAAACCAAAUUAACGUGAGCAGGACGGUUUGAGCUCUAGACCCUGUUUGCUUCUGCUAUGCAGAAAUUGGGAACGUAUUUAAAUAUGUUUGAUAACGCAGGUGUUUGAUUUUGCUGUUCUGUCACUGUUUUACAGCUCUUGGGGAUUGUUCUAAUAAAGUUUGGAUACAAA
This is a messenger RNA of Columba livia (rock pigeon), 7129 nucleotides long. RefSeq names its product solute carrier family 44 member 5 (gene SLC44A5). The record is from RefSeq and is a predicted model, not a curated record. Bases 184 to 2346 code for a protein of 720 amino acids. Lineage: Eukaryota; Metazoa; Chordata; Aves; Columbiformes; Columbidae. The transcript has 22 exons. Gene Ontology annotation, biological process: transmembrane transport. Gene Ontology annotation, molecular function: transmembrane transporter activity.